AUGUAUUCAGCACAGAGACUUGGAGUGGUAUCGGCAGAACUUGAAAGCAUUAGACAAUUGUUUGUAACUUUAGAUAUUUAUAAACGUCCGAUGAUAGCAGUUGAAAAUGAAGAUUUCAUUGCCAAUGUCAACAGAAAGGAAAUGCGUAAAAUCGAAUUCGAAUUGUUGCGAAGACGUGAGAGGGAGCUUCAACAAGAAAAAAAUAAACUUCUUAUUGAACUGUCUAAACUACGUUCGUCAUAUGAAAGUUUACAGGAGUUAUUAGGUUCAUGUGUACAAGCUGAAGAUCAAGUGGGAAAAUCUUUGCAUAAUAAAUACGAGGGAGCACAAGCUCUUCGCGACUCGCUCGGCGCAAUUAGCGUAAGAUUGCUAGCAGCGGCAGAAUACGGUAAAGCAGCACUACGACAUUUAGACGUUGCGCUUCCAGCCUGGAAACUAGCUUCGAUGGGCAAAAGCGGCAUAGAGCGUACGUCUUCAUGUUGUGACGCGUGCUCAUGCCUUACUCGAGCACGUUGUGAUGAGAGAUGCGCGCGACGCGUGCUCGCCGCUUGCUCAGCGCCUCGUGCUGCCCGCGAACUGCGACUAGCUCUAGAUUAUGCUUUCACGGACACGAUGCAUGAUCAUAGAUACAAAAAGACAACUGAAAUAUUCCAUCAAUUUAAAGAUGCUCUGGUUCAAUUCAUUAAUUAUAUUCAUCAGGUUCUUCUCAAUAAUAUCGAGAAUCUUGAAGAUGCUGAGAAAAAUUUAACAGAAUAUAGAAAUCAAUUGAGAUCACACAGAUCUAAAGCAAUCUUAAAAAUGGGUUUAACUGAAUUAUCAUAUGAUUCAGUAACUCUAAAAUCUUUGAAAAGACGUAAUAAAAUACUAAAGGAAACGUAA
This is a messenger RNA of Danaus chrysippus (African queen), 879 nucleotides long. NCBI's taxonomy places the organism in Eukaryota, Metazoa, Arthropoda, Insecta, Lepidoptera, Nymphalidae. The record is from the annotation of a GenBank genome assembly.